AUGGGCAACUUUUCAACUUCUUGUCAAAAAUCAGCGACUGAUGGGGAUGAUAUUCCACAAUGGCUCAGUUUGCUGAUUGUGUUAUCCGUAAGUUCAUCGGUUUUCCUCGGGUUAGCGAUAAACUGUAAUCCAUAUCUGACCAGUGAAACUGGUUACGCCGACGGAGGGGAUAUGUAUUCACACCAGAUAGAAAUCCUCUACCUGAAGGAAAUACUACAAAGUGGAGCGACGGAUUUUUGGUUCGACGAAGUCACGUUAGGUUACCCGUUAUUCCUCGCGUAUAGCCCAUUUCCGUGUUUAGUUACAUCCAUCACGAUGAUCCUCACAGAAUCGUAAGUAGCUACUACUUUCCAUCCUUUCCGGAUCAAAACUUUAAGGUAAUCGGCAACUUGGGGUGUAUUUGAACCAUGAAUAGUGGAGGUGAUUUGUUAGAGGAGAAAACAAAUAUCAAAUGGAAAGAAACAUUGCUACAGGUUGAGUUUGGGACUCCAUGAUAGAGCAUAACCUCAUCUGUUUGUGUUGGCACAUAAUGACUGAAUAAUAACACAGUGGAAUUUUUCUGUAGGUCAGAAACUUCAAAAUGAUUCUCUAAAGCAUGAGAAGCUAUCCCAUUCGAGACAAUGUUUUUUCUGUCUGUCUGUUUGUCUGUCAGACAUUAACUAUUUAUUAAAAUAAAAUAAAAAAACACACGCACAAUGUCACAGUCUCAGUGAACAAGUUGUCCUAUUGUGUCUCCCUGAGUAACUGCCUUCAGUUUAUCUUGUGCAGAGUGAAAAACAUUCCAGUUGCUUUAAAACUGGAAAAACGUGGUUUAAAUUUAGUUAUAAUAUUGAACUUUAUGAUGGAUUCGAUCCAGUUGUAUUGUCUUCCACUCGUUGAGGCAAAAUUUAGCAAAUGUUUUUGAAGAAGCAAGCGAGAAUCUUAGAUUGAGUUCAAGUUUUGCCGAACUCUCGAUAAAGAUUUUAAUAUACGAUGGAAUUUAAAUUUUCCAAGGCGAAAUAAUUGUCACGUAGGUUCAGUAAAAGUUCGUAAUCGCAAGAAAUUCGUGCAUGAACUUGAGUGAACGAAGGAAACGAGUUUACGACAGCCAAACCCGUGGAGUUCGAAACCAUGAUAGCCAAAUGUUUAAGAGAACUGAAACAUGUUAGAAGGGACUUUUCAGAAGAAAAAUGGGAAGACUUGAAGAUCUGACACACUUUUAACAAGAUUCGAGUGCCAGAUGGACUAAAAUAGAAUGUGUCAUCUCAAAAAUAGAUGAUAUUGACCAUUUGAAUGUUAAAGUGAAGAGGAAGAGGUUCAGCUAUGAAGGGUUUGAUAACCUUCAUGAUCACGAACGAACAUUGAGAGUAUUCGGACUUUGAACUUUUGCAGAGAUCUCACUUCCGAAAUUUCAAAAUCCUAGGUGUCCCUGAGCAGGAAGAUGGUAGACUGCACAGCCAUGUGUUAAUAUCUUUGUUUCUUAGUUUCGAUUACACCUUGGGUAAAAGAAAAGACCAGGGAAAAAAGAGGAAAAAAGGGCCUCGUUUGCCGAAAUAAGCUUGAGUAAAGACUUCACCCUUAUGUAUUGAUCUUCGCGAAAACACUCCAACGCUGGUGUGAAUAAAUUUUCGACGAAGGAAGAAGAUUCUGAUUAACAGAGGGAAAACUAUUUGUCGAUGGUAACGCAGUUCCUGUGAAACAGACCUUAUAAUUUUUCUCGAUAGUGUUAAAUUUACUCGAACAUAUUUGUUUUCCCACGGAGAGAAAGCAACUCAAUGGAAAACAACAAUAGUUGGUUUAUUCAUGCUCAGAAUACGUGUGCGAUGUCACACGGGCGCAAUUUCUAGAGUGAGAAAAACUGUCUAUAUAUAUACAUAUAUAUAUAUAUAUAUAUAUAUAAAUAUAACAGUAUCUGUUAUCAAUGCACUAUUCUUGAUUAAACCUUGAACGUAUUAUACAACCUUUUAACUUCCAAGAGUUAUUUGUCGUGGCAACCCUUUGGCCCAAAUUUGGCGAUUUUUCAGGUUGACCAGAUCAUAUGUAACCAAAUUUAUUCUACCAAAGGUAAUUUUUCUUUUUUUUAUCUCUGAAUCUUCUUUGCAAUACCAACAAAGAAACAAGCAAACAUUAAAUCUUCAUUACUCGCAAAAGGUAUUUAGUGAAAUAAUAAGAAAAGCAGGUAAUUUCUAAGAAAAUAGUUUGAUCGCUGCUGGAGCCCAGUGGACAGAUGAGUCGUGAGGUUCUCGAACUAGUAACCCCUUACCAUUUAGAGCGAGUUCUUUAUUACUAUAAAAAGAGUAACAAGAGAGAAAGAAACCAGACUCAUCAGAUAUACAGCAUUUCUCUGACGUAAGACAGAUACUAGGAUUUCUAUUCAAGUUACUUACGGUGUUGUUCUGACAUGAAUAACGUUUAACUUCAAUGGUAAAAGAAAAUAUAUUUAGGCUUUCCAAAUAAUACGAAAUUUCUUUCCUAGAGAUCCAUUGUCUGACAUGAAAGCAUUUUUUCUCAUGUUGAUUCAAGAAUUUUGAGGAUGAGGGUUGCAUAAAUUUUGCUAUGACGCAUGCAUUGUGUUGUAUUUAGCUAAAGGCAUAAUGAAAGAUGUUAUCAAAUACACUUAGCACAAGCUCUUUCUGCCAUCACAUAAACGCGCACACUUUAGAGUGUGGAAACGAUAAAUAUUCUGUUAGGAUUACUAAAAGAUUUAAGUAAAGGAUUGUACUCUUUGUGAGAGGCCCAGACGUAGUUGUAAGGAACUUAAGUUGCAUGACCAUAUUUUGUUUAGAUUGUAACUUUCGAAAUACUUACUGCAUUUUGCCUCCUUUCAAUAGACUGAAUCCAAAUUGUAGCAUUUCACUACCAAAGAUUAUUGACUAGUUACUUACUACACCCAUCCUUUGUUCUGUAAACAACACAGAAGCUGCUGGAGCGAUAUCAUUAAAGAGACACAUUCAUAACGAACUUACUUGGACAACCACUUAACCGAAUUCAAGUGAUAUAGCACAGAAUGGGCAUGUUCACUAAAUGCAAACUGUACAGUAAAAAUUUAAUCGAUCAAAUCGGUUGCGGGGUAGACAUAGGGAAACUGGGAUAUCUCAGUUCAUUCCCGGUCUGUUCGUUUCUAUCAAGCAGAAAAGCUCAAAGUAAAUUACCACUUUAAAUUAAGGAUACAAGUGGGAAUGACUAUAGACACCAUGCAUUGAAGAAGCAGAGGUCACUUCCUCCCAUUCAAAGUUGAUCCGUCUGGGUCAUUUUUUUUAGACGAAGGCAAGGAUAAGCCUGAUCAAUACUAUUUAGUGGGUGAUCAAAACCAUCCCCUCAUUUACUAAGUGAAUAGGUACAAAAGCACAGUCAAGUGUUUCUUUCUUGCUUUCUCUUAGCGCGCAUUUCGAUCGGGAGUCGUAAAACCAGAGCCAAAGUAAUCAGAAUAAAAGGAAGAUAUCACAAAGAGCCCUUGAGAACCGAAAGUAGAAACAAGCAAGCUGUUUUAGGCGCGGGGAAAUGCGAGUGAACAAUUCGUGAUUAAUUUUAUUUUUGAAUCUGAUUGAUCGAGAAGGUGGAGCAAAAUAACGCGAAACCAAAACAAUCCCGGAUUAGUUCGACUCAAUUAAUAAUUGCUCUAUUGCUCUCUACAGAAGGACCCAUUCCUCAUAGUUUACGUUUCUAGCAUUGUAAGUAAUAUAACAGAAUUAAACGUUUUGAUGCUGAUUUCAGGGAUAAAUUGAAUUUGAAUACAUGUAGAUAUUUCGGGGAGAGGUCUGGAGGGAGGUAAGCUAUAACCUCCUCUCUGUGGAAUUAACCCACUCUAUUCUGUUAAAAGGUUCAUCAGUCCCUUGUUGUUGUUUCGGUGGAUGUACCUUGCUAUUCUCUCAGCAAUGCCCUGGACAUGGUUUGUUGGAUUGCGUAAGCUAGGAUUGACACGAUUGGAGUCGUCUUUGGUUUCCCUUUGCGUGUAUUCCAUAUCUAGUUGGCGAAAGUUUGGACUGGAGUUGGAAGCAUUUCAGUAUUAUGGACUUUUCACACAGACUUACGGAAUGGCUAUAUUUCCAAUGGCAGGUGUGUACUCUCGUCUUAUAGAGCAACUAUCAUUUAGUGUCGAAAUACUAAGCAUGCAUUUCAAAUGAGUUUUGUGGAACCAAAAUCCAAUUGAUCACAGAGGCUAAUCGGCCAAUAAGCUACGAAAGCCGAGAAGGGACUUCAAUUCAGACUUCAGACUUCAGACUUCAGACUUCAGACUUCAGACUUCAGACUUCAGACUUCAGACUUCAGACUUCAGACUUCAGACUUCAGACUUCAGACUUCAGACUUCAGACCUCAGACCUCAGACCUCAGACCUCAGACCUCAGACCUCAGACCUCAGACCUCAGACCUCAGACCUCAGACUUCAGACUCCAGACUUCAGACUUCAGACUUCAGACUUCAAAUUUCAGACUUCAGACUAAGUUUAACGUUAAAUCGUGCGCCCUAAAAUUAAACAUUGCACAUUAUGUUUGGCAGGAUUUGCCUAGCACUUUCUGUUUGUGGGUGUUUUACUGUUCAGAUCCCAAUUUGAACGUGAUUUAUAUUGUAAACGUUUAGUACAUUAGUAGUUUAUUUCUGAGUCUUGUUAAAUCCUUGAUGAAAUCUGUGUGAUCAGACGAAACCAGUCGGAUAAUAAACAAAGUUGACAAGAUCUGUUGCUGUGUGCUGCCCACUAGUUUUUUAUUUAAAAAAUUUUAAAAAAAUUUAUAGAAAAAUUAUUUAAAAAAAUUUCCGGAAGUCGGAAGUCGGAAGUCGGAAGUCGGAAGUCGGAAGUCGGAAGUCGGAAGUCGGAAGUCGGAAGUCGGAAGUCGGAAGUCGAAAGUCUGAAGUCUGAAGUCUGAAGUCUGAAGUCUGAAGUCCCUUCUCGACUUUCGUAGCUCUCGCUCUGAGUAUUCUUCGUCAAACAUUGCGCUCAAUGUUACCCCAUUGACAAGGAUAGACUGAGCUUUUGCGCGAUGCGACCAUCUUACUUGACACGUUGGAACGACUUCCACAGUUCACGCAAGUUUACCUAGAGAUGAAGUUGUGAGAUCUGAGAUUGUAAUCCUAUUAACAUUUGAUUCACAGUUUUCAUAUUCCAAUUUCUAUCGUAUAAAAUUUAUUUUGACUAUAGUUCAAGUGCUUGCUUUUAAUGAGGUCUUGUUUUCCAUUUCAGUUGGGUUUCUGUAUGAGUACAUUAUUUAUGGCCUUGGCUCAAGAAAUACAACAGUGCUACUUGUCGUCCUCAACUUCACUGCGCAUGCGUUCUUCGGUAUCUAUCUUGGCAUAGUGACCGGAGUAACUUUGGUGGUAGAACUCUUUAACAAUCCACUGCCUCUCGCAAAGAAACUGCGGUCACCUUCAAUCUCGCGCGCAUGUUCCGUACACUUUAUAACUGUUGCAUUGUUGUCGUGGUGGAUCAUCCCAGUGUUGGCAAAUUAUGAAUACAUGGGAGGUUUACCUUGGAAGCGUGACAGUGAGAACGGCUACAAGGCUGAAUUUGUUCUAAGAAAGUUAUUCUCAGGCGAAUCUUUUGACCAUGGAAGAAAAUUUCCAUUUAUUACUGUCGGAGUGGUAGCGGGGUUAGCUUGUGUUUGCUUCACAUGGCGAAAGAGUGACAGGAACACACUAUACUAUUGCGCUAAACGGCGAAUGAUUCUUAGUUGGCUCGGUGUGCUGUUCUGUGCGACUUUUUUGCUUUUUUUGGGGAGAACAUUUUCAGGUCCGUUCUUUGACUUGAUUCCAUUUCAUGAAGAAAUAGAAGCCACUCGCUAUUUGAAUGGCAUUCAUUUCUGUGGACUACUAUUGAUGGGCGUUUCAUUUUCAUGUUUCCUUCGUUUCUUUUGUGCUACCUUGUGUAGAGUUUCGAAAGGGUUUUUCAAAUGUCGCGUCGUCUUAAUUGCGACGAUGCUGGUCAUAACACCGGUUUUCCUCAGCUCUCGACUACAGAAAAUUAAUAACCUUCUGUCGGUGACCGAAAUCCAGGAUCUACCUGAAAGUCUAAAUGAGUUGAAAUCUCAUCCAAGCGAUGCACGGAUUCUGGCAAAAAAAGUGUUGGGUGAGUAAAUGUUUAGUAUUCUGUUUUAGUCCGUAGUUUUGCGGCUUGCCUCCUUUUCCUUGCGACGUUUUCCUUGCGUCCCAUCCAGUGCACAAUAAUUCCCGCCCAGUGCAUGAUGAACUCUUGGAAACCGGAAUAAUUUUCGUUUUUCCACAGGUACUGGUGAUCCUUUGACUUUAGCUCUUCUACCUCACUAUAGCAGAAAGCCCGGUGAGUCCUCAAAUUCAAAUGAAUGGCAGCCAAGGAUCGAUUAUAAGACUAAACAAAUUUGAAAAUAGUAUAUAUGAAUUUAUUAAUAAAUUUUGGAGUGAGUAAUCAGCGCGGAACAUUCGUGGAUUUCGACGCAAACGACAGCAUACCCCUGCCCCGUCAAACAACCACGUGCACUUUGUAUCAAUACCUUGGAACGAAGGGUAAAGUUAGGAAACCGAUUCGAUGAACAUAAAAUUACUUCGUAUUUAUCUACAUUCGAAAUUUAAGAGGGAUCUUUGCAGGUCUUCAGACCGAGAGAUCUGGGUUCAAGUUCCAACCGGGUUAUCAAUGUUGCCUCUAAAGGUAAUAACACUCUCCACGAAGGAACGUAGGUAGGCAUCAGUGAGUUAUCCAGUAAGGAUAGUGGGGAUCUGGCUAAAAAAAAUAAUAAUUUCGUCUUGCAAUUCUCUUAUUUGUUUCGUUUUACGGAAUUGGGAAAUGCCCCAGGUCGUGCAUGAGGAAAAAAUUUAAUCUUGAAUUUGACAAUUGACGUUAUGUUUCUAACUGUGUCCGUUCUGCUAUAUAGGAAUUCUCACCUAUUCCAGAGGCUAUCACGAUUCAUUGUCCCUCUACUAUUUGGAGGUAUUUCAAUUCAGUCUCGAGACAAUACCUUGGUCUCCUGAUUUGUUACGUCUCUACAACAUUCGUUUUCUCGCCACAUCCGGGAUCGCGUUACCUCCGCACUUCCUGAAGGCUUGUCAGCUAAGGCACCUGGCCUUCGUAGGAGACAUCGAAGUUUUCGUCAGAACAUUCCAAGAGAACUAUGGAUAUUUUGAGUUUGUUCAUGUACCCGGCGCUGUUGUGGGUGAUUUAAAAGGCAUGCGCAAGGCUGUGUCAAUAUCCACCCAGCUUUUCACAAAGAGAGCUGUAUUCGCCGUGAAUCCUCUCAGCGCAUUCAACAAUCCAUCCUUCAAAAUUGUUGUUUCCAAUAAAAAUUCAGGGGGAAACUUACUCAGUUUUCUCGCUGCAGAGGAGUUUGAGAUAAAGUGGUUUGUUACCAAUAGGCAAGUAAAAGAAAAAGCUUUCUUAGAGGAUGCAAAGUUUGGGCUCCACCCCGGAGGUGUUUCCUCACGAGUUAUGCAAGAGGAAGUAGGAAGGAACUUUUAUAAAGCUUAUGUCCAUGUAGUUGACCGAGCAUGGAGUGAGGUAUGUUUUUUCCGUUUAAGUAUUGAGGCAUACCAUAAAUUCCUGAUUAGAUCAUCCUUCGAAUAAGCUUCCCCUUGCUAUAAGCCCUUCUCACAUCAGCCAAAAUUCGAAAAUAAGCCGCUGCUUCCCCCGGCACUAUGGUGAUCUGGGUCACUAUUGGGUUCAUAUCCUUUUAUCCUCUGUUGUUUCAUAUAUGACACACGUCCCACAUACUGCUAGCUUCUGCAACGUUAAUUGAAAGCUUCGUGCGAGUGACGAGAAUAAGAUGGAUAGCGAAAAACACAUUUUCUAAAACAUGGCACUCCCUUGAAAAAGCUACCGAAGUUUCAUGAUCCUAAAUCUAAAAUAAACUCCGCGGACUUAUAUUUAUAAGUUAGUUGCAAACAGACUGGAAUUAAACAAUGGAAACUAAAUCAUAAUGUGAUUAUAAAAGAUUGUGGUCCUGGGCAUUAAACUAAGCAUCCUCAAGUUAUUUCACUCUUUGUUUUCACAGAAUUUCUACAAGACAGAGCACCUUCUUCUCAAAGUGACUUAUCACCCUUACUGGAAAUGCGUCUUCCAAUCAUUAGCGGACGCAACUGACAGUACACGUGACUGGCUCGAGGUUCCCGUGCAUCACGUGACACCCAACCUGAUGAGUGUAGUUUUACCUCCUGGGAAACAUCACGUGAUCUGUCAAUACAAGAAUCCCAUUUAUCAGAAAGUCGGUUUCAUUUUGUUUUUAGUGAUAUAUAUUACUUUAUUUUUAAAAGAGGUCAAAUUCUUUUUUUGUUUUUUUUGA
Molecule: messenger RNA, 8216 nt
Organism: Pocillopora meandrina
Lineage: Eukaryota; Metazoa; Cnidaria; Anthozoa; Scleractinia; Pocilloporidae
Source: the annotation of a GenBank genome assembly